Molecule: messenger RNA, 799 nt
Organism: Heteronotia binoei (common prickly gecko)
Lineage: Eukaryota; Metazoa; Chordata; Lepidosauria; Squamata; Gekkonidae
Gene: PDCD5
Product: programmed cell death 5
Exons: 6
Coding region: 253-630 (125 amino acids)
Cellular component (GO): cytosol; nucleus
Molecular function (GO): DNA binding
Source: RefSeq, a predicted model, not a curated record
CUGGAGUAAGAAGACAAAUCAACUUCCCUUCGCAAGAGCAUCCUGAGAGACUCUCACUCGGCGCUCUUUUGCUCUCGCCUAGCCAUCCAUCCAGCGUCGGCGUCGGGCUGGCGGGGUCUGCCUGGAGGGGCGCGUUCCGCGCAGGCGCGUUCCGUCCUGUCGGGAAGCAGGAGCGGCCCCCUCCCCUCCUUCGGGCCCUUUUCUUCGGCGGCCUCUCUCGGCCCCUGUGGGGUCCCCGGACUCGGCGCGACGAUGGCGGACGAGGAGCUGGAGGCGCUGCGCAAGCAGAGGCUGGCCGAGCUGCAGGCCAAGCACGGGGAUCCCUCUGGUGACAUUGCACAGCAAGAAGCAAAACAGAGGGAGGCAGAAAUGAGGAACAACAUUUUGGCUCAGGUUUUGGAUCAGGCAGCUCGUGCCAGAUUAAGUAAUUUAGCACUUGUAAAACCAGAAAAGGCGAAAGCAGUUGAGAAUUAUCUCAUACAGAUGGCACGGUUUGGACAGUUAGGCGGGAAGGUAUCAGAUCAAGGAUUGAUAGAAAUACUUGAAAAAGUGAGUCAGCAGACUGAAAAGAAAACAACAGUAACGUUCAACAGAAGAAAAGUAUUGGAUUCCGAUGAAGAGGAUGACUGAAAUACAAAGAUGGUUGCCACAACCGCAAAGCACCUGGAAGACAUUUGAGGAAAGUUUUCUGUCCUGAACGAAGCAUAAAUUGAAUGUUUACGCGGUUUUUCUGUACACUUUUUUUUUUACACAAAGGGAAAACAAAUUAUCUCUGUAUAAUAAAAUGAAGUGAAAUAGU